AUGCAUACUACCUUUGCCCUGCGAUUCAAAGAGAUCAUCAGCAAUGACCUACCAGUAGCAGAGAUCCUGGAUCGCUGGCCUGCUCUGAAAAUGGAGUCCCAGUUCCACAGGAUUACAAACCUCAACCUAAAGAACCACUUCUUUGCUGUGUUAGACCAACAUGCCCCCAGGCUCCAGAGCUUAUUUAGAAAGAAAGCUGCUCGCACGGGGAAAGUGUCUGAUGUUCUGUCUCAGCUCUUCAGAACCUAUGAUCUCCAGGAACAAGUUAAUAUCCAUGUUCUACGUGCUCUUGUGCUUCACGGCCUUCCUUCCUAUUUGCACGAAGACACCUCCACCUUCAUCAAAACCUGGGAUAUGACGCACUCCGAUGAACCAGAUAUUACAGAAGUGCCACUUGGACUCCUCCUAAUCAGAGCCAGUUCCACCGAUGCAACAUUCUUUUGUCCUGAGAAAAUCGCAGUUUUGAUUGAGGGUAACAUUAUCAUUGAUUUCACCACCCUGGCUGAUGCAUUUGUGGUGGGCCCACUGGGGAAUGACCUCGUGUCUCUAGUGUGGACUUGGCCCAGCCACGUCCCACGAGGAGCAACUCGGACCCACCAGGAGCUCUUCGACGAGUGCCCACACCGGGCCUGGCUCCAGGGUGGGACCCUGUACUGA
Messenger RNA from Girardinichthys multiradiatus, 657 nucleotides. RefSeq lists its product as uncharacterized. The record is from RefSeq and is a predicted model, not a curated record. NCBI's taxonomy places the organism in Eukaryota, Metazoa, Chordata, Actinopteri, Cyprinodontiformes, Goodeidae. The coding region runs from base 1 to 657 and encodes 218 amino acids. The transcript is spliced from 5 exons.